AUGGUCGUGACCCUCCCUCUUCCUAGCCAAGUUGUGCGAUACUUUCCUCAAGAGAUGGUCAGCUUCUUGCAAUGGUUCGCGUUCUGGUCUUUCUCUGGACUCCUCAUCAUACCUUGGCUCAUCUGCGUAUAUCAGCUCGUCACCCACUCUGUCGGAAAAACAAAGCGUAUCAAACACGUCCUCGAUGAGGAUUCGGCUCCCAAGGUUGUCAUCGUCAUGCCUUGCUACAAAGAGAUUCCCGAGAUCUUACUUAGGACCGUCGACUCUCUGGCCGAUUGUGAAUAUCCUCCCUCUUGUUUGCAUAUCUUCCUUUCUUUUGACGGAGACCAAGAGGACGAACUCUACCUCAAGACAAUUGAGCAACUCGGUGUUCCUCUGACGCUAGACACAUACCCUAAGAGUAUCGAUGUUACUUACAGAAGCACUCGCGUCACCAUCUCUCGUUUCCCCCACGGCGGCAAGCGACACUGCCAAAAGAGGACAUUCAAGCUGAUUGACAAGGUGUAUGCCGAAUACCUGAAGCGCAACGACAAUCUCUUUGUUCUCUUCAUCGACUCCGAUUGCAUUCUCGACAAGGUGUGCAUCCAAAACUUCAUGUACGAGAUGGAGUUGAAGCCUGGAAGCAAGAGAAACAUGCUGGCUAUGACUGGAGUCAUCACCUCUACAACAGAAAAGCACAGUUUGAUCACGGUUCUGCAAGACAUGGAGUAUAUUCACGGUCAACUGUUCGAGCGAUCGGUUGAGUCGGGUUGUGGUGCUGUUACGUGUUUGCCAGGGGCCUUAACGGUCCUGCGUUUCUCUGCUUUCAGAGCAAUGGCCAAAUACUACUUUGCGGACAAGGCAGAACAGUGUGACGACUUGUUCGACUAUGGUAAAUGCCAUUUGGGAGAAGACAGAUGGCUUACCCAUCUUUUCAUGAUCGGCGCCAAGGAGAAAUACCAGAUUCAGAUGAACACUGGCGCUUUCUGCAAGACGGAGGCUGUACAGACAUACCAAAGUUUGCUCAAACAACGUCGACGAUGGUUCCUUGGAUUCAUCACCAACGAAGUAUGCAUGCUUACAGACGUCCGUCUUUGGAGACGCUACCCGAUCCUCUGCCUAGUCCGAUUUGCACAAAACACCAUCCGAACCACUGCUCUUCUCUUCUUCAUCAUGGUCAUCUCGAUCAUCACGACAUCUCAGAAGAUCUCCAAUCUGCCUGUUGGAUUCAUUGCUGUUUCUCUCGGUCUGAACUGGGUCCUGAUGCUGUACUUUGGCGCCAAGCUUGGACGAUACAAGAUCAUGAUGUACCCUCUGAUGUUCAUCAUCAAUCCCUUCUUCAACUGGGCGUACAUGGUGUACGGUAUCUUCACUGCAGGACAGAGAACUUGGGGAGGACCGCGUGCCGAUGCCGGAGCAGCAAACUCUACUACCACACCACAGGCUGCCAUCGAACACGCAGAAGCGACGGGUGACGAUUUGAAUAUCGUGCCAGAAACCUUCAAGCCAGCAGUCGAGGCCAUCACACGAAAGAAGUCUGUCAAGAACAGAAAUGUGCUUCCGGACCAGCGUCUCGAGGGCAAGUUUGCAGCACCCGAGCUCAUGCCUGGCGGAUGGUACAGGCAGGCGGUCGAUUCUACAAAUACUCUUCCAGAUAUCGCCAAUCAUCCAGCCAUGCGCAGAAUGAGUUGGGAGUCGAUGGUGACAGCCACUUCAGGUCACAACUCGAUCUAUCUUCCCCGACGAAUCGAAUCGAUCAUGGGACCAGAAGAUCAGAAUCUGUACCACAACGCACAAGCCCGGCAAAGACCGGCUGGUGGACUGCACUACGAGCAAGAAGAGCAUGAGACCAGUCGACUCGACACAGGAACAACCCUUAAGNGGGGUUACUCGGUGUCGGUACGAUCGGCGAGCGACGACGAAUCGACGACAUAUGGACAUGGAAGAAUGGAUUCAGAGAACAGUGACAUGAGCGUGGCACAUAGAAAAGCUCUAGCGGGGGCAGAGAAAGUACUAGCGGUCCCGGGAAGAACAAGACAAGCGCAUGACCAUGGAAGCGACCGCAGCAGGUCAGGCAAGAGUCCAUUGGCGCGAAGGAGUUUUGUCAGGUCGGCGUCAGAUUUGCUGCUAGACGAGGGUCAGGGAGGCCAGGCGAUAGAGAUGAGAGAGCAGGGGUCGGUCCUCGAGGUCCCCAGGNCGCCCGCUGCACCUACGCCCACGGCUGCUACCGCACUCGGUCCCGAGAUCCAACCUCCACCGAAAGAGGUCGUGGAGGAGAAGAGUAAGAAGGAGCGCAAGAAGUUGAGUAAGACUCGACCUGGCAGCAGUGGGAGCGGGAGAUAG
Molecule: messenger RNA, 2322 nt
Organism: Aureobasidium vineae
Lineage: Eukaryota; Fungi; Ascomycota; Dothideomycetes; Dothideales; Saccotheciaceae
Source: the annotation of a GenBank genome assembly